AUGGCUACUCAGGAAUUGCUAGUUGCCGUGAAUUUACUCCUUUCCCGCAAUUUCGAGUCUUCCCGGAGAUUCGCCUUAGACCUCCAACUCCAACAUUCCGACCCAGCCAUUGCAGUCCCCGCUUCCGAAAUCGUCGCCAUCUCUGAAGUCAUGGCCGCUUCCGAACGCCGUUUCGGCAACGGAAGGCUUGACUGGUACGCUAUCCUGGGCGUCCCUCGCUAUUCCGACAAUCCUCAACUUGUCAAGACUCGUUUCAAGGAGUUCUACACUCUCAUAAACCCUAACAUAAACAAGUUCCCUUUCGUCCAAUGCGCUUUCGACCUCGUCCAAGACGCUUGUAAGGUGCUUUCAGACCCCGACAAAAAAGCCGCCUUCGACAACGCCCUCCAAAUCUUCGAAUCCUCGGGAGAAGACUAUGAAUGUGCAUCGGACGAAACAUUCUGGACGAUUUGUCCUUACUGUUACUAUGUUUACGAAUUCCAUAGCAUUUUCAAGGAUUGUUGUUUAAGGUGCAGAAACAACAAAUGCAUGCGAGGAUUCACUGGUGUGCCACUUGACUCGCCACCUCCGGCUGAUGUUGCCAAGAGCGGUGAGUAUCUCUGCCUGGGUUUUCGUCCUAUUGAGUUCGAGGGCGAAAACGAGAAAAGGGUUUCUAUCUGGACGCCUUUCACUGGAGUUGCUGGUAUAAGGAAAGCAGAUGUUGAUACUGAUGAAGAGUAUGGAAAAAAAGCUGCUGCUGCUGCUGAUCAGGAAAAGCUUAUUGGAAAAAAAGUUGUUGUUGAUGAAAAGGCUGAUAGAAAGAAAGCCCUUGAGGAAAAGGCUAAAGGGAAAAGAGUACUGGUUGAGGAAGAGGAUGAGGAGGAUGAGGAUGAGGUUACUAGUCCAAUGCCGCAGAAGAAGAAAAGGAAGGAGUCGCUGGGCUCGUGGACUGUGGAGCUUGACAUGAUGAAAGGGAUCACAAUCAAGAAGAAGGAGAAGAAGGGUAAAUCUGUUUUCCUUGGAUGA
Impatiens glandulifera is the source of this 1005-nucleotide messenger RNA. RefSeq lists its product as uncharacterized. Bases 1 to 1005 code for a protein of 334 amino acids. Lineage: Eukaryota; Viridiplantae; Streptophyta; Magnoliopsida; Ericales; Balsaminaceae. The record is from RefSeq and is a predicted model, not a curated record. The transcript has a single exon.